UCAACUCGGCCGUUUGCAGUAUGCUGGUAUUUAAAUACUGACAAGGGCUAGGAGAGGUGCUGUCAACUGCUUCUCAUUCAUUCUUACAUGUUGUCAGGUUGGCAGUAAACAAAAGAGAAUUACGAUUAUUACAAAUAUUUAUGCGGUGGCACAAAAAACAAUGAGCAAUCUUAAGCAAGAUCUCGAUGAAUAUUUGCUGCUGCAAAGCGAUCAGAAAAAGAAUUUCAAUGUGAAACUGCCACAGCUCAAAGUGCCCUCCGGCCUCUCACAAAUCUUCUCGCGCUCCGAUGAGACACCCGAAGCAAACAGUUGGCUCAAGGACACACAGGACUCCUGCUGUCCCAAGCUGUCACGACUGCAACGCAUUGUGGGCUUUGUAGCCUGUCUCGGCAUGGGCUGCCUUUGCAUGACACUUUCCACACUUUACAUACCCGUCCUGAUGCUGAAACCCAAAUUUGCGCUGCUUUUCACAUUGGGCAGUCUCUUCUUCAUCAUUAGCUUUUGCUUUCUCGUCGGCUUUCAGACGUUCUUCAGGCAAAUGUUCUCCAAACCGCGACUCCUCUCAUCCAUCUCCUACAGCGGUUGUCUGAUAACAACGCUAUACUUCGCCCUGGUGGCAAAAAGCACCGCGUUUACGGUGCUGUUUGCUGUGGCCCAGAUUAUCACGCUGCUCUUCAUGCUGCUGGGAAUGGUGCCCGGUGGAGCGACGGGUCUCAAGUUCUUUGGCCAGCUGUUCAAGAGCAGCGUCUCAGCGUCGUCCAGUGCGCUACCAGUUUAACACCCACGAAUCACUUGCAAAUUAUACAAAUUAUUUAUUAAACGUUAAUAAACAACUUUUAUGUGAUACUUGGCUGAUCUUCAAUUCAAUCAUUUUCAGUUAUGACACAAGCCAUAGCAUGUAAUUCAAAUAUUGCUUAUCGAAGACAUGAAUCAUAACUGACUUAAUAUUUUUCCUCAACGAUAAUAAUUAAUUUUAAGUAAUUUAUUUUUGAGCAAAAAAUAAAUAGGAAUCAUUACGUCUUAUGUAUAAAAAUUAUUUGUCCUGAUUGUAUUUUAAUUUUCAAUAUAUUUGUAGACUAAUAAUUUGUUUUGAGUAACAAAAAUGCAACUAAUGUUUAUCAUAAAUUUAUGAGUCAACUGAAAUAUAUUAGUGUAAUGCAAAAUCGAGUACCCUUAUUUAUUCCUCAAUAUUGUUUUCAGGGAAAAUAUAAAAAUUAUAACAAUCAAUCUUAAGAAAAAUCAAUUAAUAUAAUUAUAAACUUCAAAUCAAAAAGCCUGAUUUUGGUUUAGAUAAUUUGGGAUGAAGACGGUUUCAAGUGUCUGAUUUUCGUUAUUUAAUUAAAACAAAUUGUAAUUAUUAUUUUCGAUUCCCUAUUUAUUUGUGCCACAAUCGGCUAAUCUUCAAUUUCACCCAGAUACAGCGUCUUAUCGCUAGAGGCGGACAAUAUUAAAGGCUCUCGAGGACUAAAAUCCACGUCGUUCACGCUGCCAUUGUGUCCCGGCAGCUUAUAGAGAAUACGCCUCGUAUUCACAUCCCAAACGUAGACAUGACGAUCCGCUGAUCCAGCGCUGAUUUUAUCGCCACCCGGUGACCAG
This is a messenger RNA of Drosophila sulfurigaster albostrigata, 1596 nucleotides long. RefSeq lists its product as uncharacterized. Gene Ontology annotation, biological process: vesicle-mediated transport. The record is from RefSeq and is a predicted model, not a curated record. Gene Ontology annotation, cellular component: membrane. NCBI's taxonomy places the organism in Eukaryota, Metazoa, Arthropoda, Insecta, Diptera, Drosophilidae.